Molecule: messenger RNA, 8093 nt
Organism: Brassica rapa (field mustard)
Lineage: Eukaryota; Viridiplantae; Streptophyta; Magnoliopsida; Brassicales; Brassicaceae
Product: transcription factor bHLH110
Biological process (GO): regulation of transcription by RNA polymerase II
Cellular component (GO): nucleus
Molecular function (GO): DNA-binding transcription factor activity, RNA polymerase II-specific; protein dimerization activity; RNA polymerase II cis-regulatory region sequence-specific DNA binding
Source: RefSeq, a predicted model, not a curated record
CUAUUUGAUUACAAGCCCCAAAAAUCAAUAAAAAGGAAUAGUAGAUGAUGAACUACUGAAUACCGUUAUAGUCACAUAGCAUUCCAUGUAUAGCAGUGUGUUAGGAUUUUUUAUAUAGUCACAUAACACAUGCGCGUGUCUGGUUGAGUUUCUCUAUAGUAUAAAGUGAAAAUUAUAAUGAAACUGAAAUAAAAUAAAUGAUAUUUUGUAGUUGUAAAGAAAUUUUAAAAAAACAUUAAAAAACAUUAAAAACAAAAUAUGAGGAAGAGAAGGGAUGGGGAAAGUAUGUUGGACUGAGAUGCCCUAAAAUUGAGAAAGCAUAUAUUCCCCUGCUCUAAAGCCUUUGUCCUCUUCUUAGACAACUUUAAGAUAAAUAAACAUGCUUUAACAUACUUUUUAAGAACCCUCCUUUUAAGGACUUUGUUCUCUGCUUUUUCUAUUUGACCCCAAAAAAAAGAGAGGUUAUCUUUUAUUUUAUUUUUUCCUUUCUAACAUAAUAAUGCAUAUGAUUAACCAUCGACGACCAUCUUUAAUUUCCGUUGAAAUCUAUUUAAUCAUGAACCCUCGUCGUUUCUGCAUAGCCUUGUAUCGUGUAUUUAUAUAGAUAACUCUUAUUCAUGAAAUCGUUAUAUUAGCAUUAGUUGCUUUCCUUAAACAAUAUAGAUACAAAAUCCGCGUUUGUAAGUCCAGUUGAAUGGAUUUAAUUUAGGGUUAAGUUUUUGGUUGAAUAACUCGGAUAUGAUUAGUCGGUAUGAAAAAAAUAUUUGCUUCUAUUGAUGAUUUUUGGAGAGUGCAAUGUGAUGUGAAAGUGUAUAGAGAAGUAAUAAUAUAUUAGGGUUUUGGCAAGCAUGAAGAUGCCCCUAGUUCGCUGGUCUUUUUAUGUGUUCUCUGCCAUGUUACAAUAAUGAUUUGAUUAUAUCUACAUAUAUUUAUCAUAUAUAGGCUCACCAGAUCUUUAGUUCUGAAAAUCAUUUUACAAACCUUUAAUCCGUAUCAACUGAAUGAAAUUAACAUUCAUAACCAAGAAACUCUUAGUAUAUCUAUCAAGUAUCAAGAGAUAUAUGUAUAUAUAUCAACAUAUUGAUAUGCAAGAUAAGGGGAAAUAAGUAGUUAUAUUGUAAAAAGUGUGAUCGAGUUAAUGGUAUUAUCACUAUCAAACUGUCUGAUCCAUCUAUGAAAAAUUAUCUUUACGAAGUGUUGACCAGUUUGUGACUAAUUAAAACGAUUAGUAUUUCUGAAGUGAUGUGUUUAUGAUGGUGAUGAUGGAGCCCUGAUUGGUAACUGAUGUAAAACAAAUUUAGCUCCUACACCUAAUACUUUUUAUAUUAAUACAUAUAUUUCUUAGAAAACUUUUCAAAAGGUAGACAAUACAAUAGAUUAACACAUGAUAGCUUUUCAAGAUCUACGGUCAAGUUGGAUAAUGGAUCGAGGGAGCCCAUCAUUUCUUCAUCUUCUGGAACAUAUUCGUGAAAGCUAGAUUUAUACUCGUCCUGGUGGAUUGUAUAAUCUACAUAUGUAUACACUUGUAUAUCAUUUGUGUAUAUGUAUACUUGAAUAUAUAAUAUAUAUGAAUAUUAGCUAGAAAUGUUAACGAGUGAUCAGAUGAAUAAGAUCAAAAUAUGCAAUUUGUAUACAAGAGGUUAGUAAUAGCAUAUCUAUCAAUUCAUCAUCUAUAUACAGUUUCGGCAGAGUAUGCGUAGUAGUCAAUGAAAAAAAAAAAAUACAAAUCCGGUUUAUAUGAUCUUCCUUUUAACAUCAAACUGUUUGUUCAGAAUAUUCAGUAUUCCUUAUGUUGUGUUUGUGUUUGGAAAUCAUUAGAAAAUGACGGCUGACAACAAAAUAAAUCUUCAAUAUGGAAGAGAUAGUCGAGAUUAGAAUGAAGUUCUUAAUUAAUUAGAGCUUGUGACGAUCGAGAGACUGCUACAGGUUUGUUCAUUUAGCAUUGUUUAUAUGUUCUAUUGAGUUAUCGCAUUUAAGAUUUGUAUUCAAGUAGAUAAGAGCCUUGAUUCUUUUUAUUUAAUUUGGAUGUAUAUCUUAGAUUAGUACAUAUAUCCCUUGUAUUGAGUUAAAUAAGAUAUUUAGUUUUAUCUUCUUUGAUUUAAAUAUGGUUUACCAGAUCCUUUAGAUGGAGGGAUCAGUUGAUCUUCCCUGGAAUUGUGUAGUUCGUAGGCUCGGUGUUUACUUGAUAAUGGAGAUUUGUAAUAUCAAUUUAAUUUGCAAAAUCUCCAUUAUCAAGUAAAUUUUAAAGUUGUGCUUGGUAUGUUUACAACUACAAAAUAUGUUUAGACGGAAAUUUCCACUAAACCUUAACAUCCUGUCACUAGUAAAUGAUUCUGAAACAGCACAUUUUGUUCAAAUAUUACUCGCAGGAAAAUUAUUCCACUGUGUUUCCGAAAAGAGAUGAUCAAAUGAGUUUAAACAUGCCUAGAGGUGGAACAUGACCAUACUAUACAUGCUUUAGUCCAUAGCCUUAAUAUUUUUUUAAGGUCAACCCCAACUGAGUUGAGUAUAAAGUUUAAAUUUCUAUAAUUUGCAAACUAUCUCAAUUAGUAUUCAGACUCAACCAUAAUAACUCCAAGGACCACCAAGAUACAAAUAGACAUUACAAUAUAUUUUUGUUACGCAAGCAGAUAUUGGAAUUAGCCUAAUUGCUUGUAUAUAAUUAGAGGGGGAAAAAGAGAUUUGCGAGCGUGCAAGUAGAGAUAAAGAAACACAAAAAGUGAGAACAAAGUUUUUCCCAUACUCUUUCUGAUCUCAUCACGUUCUCCAAUGUCCCUUUCUUCUGAUUCGAGUCUUGUUACUCUCUUUUUCAUGUUUUACCUUAUUUAUCAUGUUAUUUAUAUGGCUGAACUGAUACGAAUUACUAACUGGUUAAUCGAUUAAAUUAGUUGCUUUCCACACGAUCAAUGAGUCGAUUAAUAAAACAUUUACGUAGAUGCGAUCGAACUGGUGACAGCUUUAUCAACAGUAGUAUAAUCAUUUUCUGAAUUUAUUGCACUUUUGAGUCACUGAUAAGAAAUGCUUUAUAAACAAUAUAUAUUAGUUUGUUCUUGUUAGUAUUUGGAUCACAGAUCUGACCCACAUUUAAAACAUAAUAAAAGCAAAAUAACAGAGACGCACAAUUUUAAUGGUUCACUCCUAACGUAAGAGUUAGGUUCACUUUCCGCUGAAUUUCAUUGCGGUUAAUGACGGCUGAUUGUAAGUUAUUGAUCUGUCACUGCUUUCAGCCCGUGGCAUUCGUUCUGCAUAUUUUUGUAGGGUCUUUUUCGAGAUCACCAAAAUUUUGAAUAAUUUAGAACAAUUGUAUAUUCCCUUCCGCUCAUUUCAUUUCCAGCUUGACAUUCCCAUUUGAGCAUAAAGAAGUGAUGAAACAAUGAUUUUGAGCCCUAAAAUUUUUAAGAUAUAUUUAUGGAUUUAACAUUUCUGUAUAUGUUGUAACUUCAACAUGCUUUUGGAGGAGUUGACGUCAUCAUGACAGUGAGUGAUGACUGAUUACAUGUUUGUAGUCCUUUGUAAAUUAAUUUGAUUUUUUUUUUCUUCUAAUUUGAGCUUCUUGGUGGUGGUUCCUGCUACUAGAAUAAUUCCACUUGAAAAAGGUAAAAAAAAAGCCGUCGAAAUCAUCAUUUCCAUCUCUAAUAGCUAACUGCGUCCACUUCAAAAGCACAAAAUGAGUUCCGUUGUUGGCUUUCUAAGUUUCAACCGCAUACACAAGCUUUAUUAUACUUUGCAAGUACGUGAAUUCAUUUCAGUGAAAGCAAAGAGAUACAAGAGAUCAAAUCUAAGGCUUUCAAUUUUCGUAAAAAUGAAUGAAAUUUUUUCUUUCUUUUUGUGGUAAGUUUUUUUUUUUGACAUGUAUGACUGUCCGACCGACGUUCUUAGAAUUUUCAAAUUACUAGUACAUCCCCCCGUGCGUACAUUCCACAGCCAUUCUUACAUCCAAGUAGCUUGGAUUUACUGAGGUUGGAAUGACGAAUAACAAUUGAUUUUUUGGAUAUGUGUAUAUGUUCAAACACAUGUGAAUGGCCAAUGUUCAGUUAAAACGUAACUUCUAUAAUCAGGAGUGGGUUUGGGCUCAGUAUACUUUCUACAUGAUAGCCAUUUCAUAACUACACUAGACAUCCCAAAAUUAAUUAAUAAAAAGCAAUAUGUAUACAGUAUACAUAUAAAGGGAGUGAGAGAUAAAGAAAGCAACGUUGUAUUGUGGGGGUGACUGGGUGGGAGUAGACAGAGAUGGAUGGAUGUCAUCAUUUCUCGUCUGAGACAACUGUUGCAAAGCCUUGGGAUCGAAGGCAAGAGCUUGGGACACUAAUCAUGGCUUUCAGGAAUUUUAAUCAUCUCCUUCUAAUUGUAGAGAGAGAGAGAGGGCAUAAUAAAAGCUACACAAGAUAAUACAAAAUUAUAUACAAAGUAGUGACAUAUAUAUGCAAAUAGUGAAAAUAGAAAAGUAGGGCAUAUACUCUAGAGAGAGAGAGAGAGAGAGAGAGAGAGAGAGAGAGAGAGAGAGAGAGAGAGAGAGAGAGAGACCAUGAGAGAGAAGAAUAUUAUACUUAAAUAUUUAAUAUAGUUUUUUUUGUUCUUGUAUUAUUAAAUGAUUUUCCCCUCCUUUCUUUUGAAGGUUUAUUGCUUUUCAUAAUAUAGGUACUUGAAAUAGUAGAGAAAGAGAGGGAGAGAGAGAUGUGUCAAGCUUCAAAAAAGCUAAGGUAAUGUUAUGUGAUGUGCUGGAAUAGGGAGCUUUGAGAGAUAUUCAACAACAAUUCUAAUUAAUUACUUCAUCUUAUUAUAAAUCUCUUGGGAUUUUCAAGAGAAACUCUUCUGAGAUCAUCCUUCCUUUUCCAUCUAAUUUCUUUACACACGAAGAAGAUAUACACAUAGAUACAGAGAGCAACUUUAAUAAAUAUAUAUAUCAUCUUUCAUACAUAUGGACUCUGCUAAUCUCCAUCAGCUUCAAGAUCAAUUACAGCUUGUGGGGUCGUCUUCUUCUUCUUCAUCCUUAGAUAAUAACUCCCACCCUUCUUGCUAUGAAGCUUCCUCUGUCCAUCAAUGGAGCCCAGGAGGUAUUUCUCUAAAUUGUGUGAGCUUGAGUCAUAACUUCAACAAUGAGAUGUUAAACACAAGAGAUGAGAACAACAACAACAGCAGCACAAGUGAAUGUAUGAGUCUCUCUAACAUCCACAAUCACUCCUUGAUCCAACAACAAGAUUUUCCUUUACAAUGGACACAUAAUGAAUCUUCCUAUCAUCACCAUGAAGGGCUUCACAAGAUCAAAGAAGAGCUUUCCUCAGCAACUACCUCAGACCAUCAACAAGGCAUGCCCAGGUUCACAGACAUGUUAAAUAGUCCGGUGAUCACAAACUACUUGAAGAUCAAUGAACACAAGGACUACACUGAAAAGCUCCUUCUCAAUACUAUAUCUUCUGGCUUCCCCAUCAAUGGAGAUUAUUCCAACAGCCUUCCCUCUUCGUCUUCUUCAUCCUCGCCUUCGUCUCAAUCUCACAGAGGCAGUUUCAGCCAGAUUUACCCGAGCGUAAACAUAUCAAGCUUGAGCGAGUCUCAGAGGAUAAGCAACACCCCAAGACCAUUUGAUAUGAACAUGCAAGUUUUGGAUGGAAGAUUGUUUGAAGGGAAUGUCUUUGUUCCUCCUUUAAAUUCUCAAGAGAUUAGAGGAAAUUUUACUCCUUUUGGCCUCCCCUUUCAUCAUCAUCUGCAGCAAACACUUCACCACCCUUCUUCCUCCCCUAGUCAUCAAAUGGAAAUAUACAGUAAUGAACCUCAAGCAAGUGAAGGGAAGAGACAUAACUUGAUGGCGCCAAAGGCAGGAGAAACUGCUUCCAAGAAACCGCGUGUGGAAUCACGCUCUUCUUGCCCACCCUUCAAGGUGAGGAAAGAGAAGUUAGGAGACAGAAUAGCAGCUCUGCAGCAGUUGGUUUCACCAUUUGGGAAGACAGAUACAGCGUCUGUACUAAUGGAGGCAAUUGGAUACAUCAAAUUCCUACAGAGCCAGAUCGAGACUCUAAGCGUUCCCUACAUGAGAGCAUCUAGGAACCGACCAGGAAAAACCUCCCAACUGGGCUCAAUACCACAAGAAGGGGGUGAGGAAGAGACGAGGGAUCUAAGAAGCCGUGGGCUAUGUCUCGUGCCAUUAUCAUGCAUGACUUAUGUUACUGGAGAUGGUGGAGAUGGAGGAGGAGGUGUUGGCAGUGGCUUUUGGCCAACGCCACCUGGUUUUGGUGGUGGAACUUAGCCGUGGACUUAACAAACUGUAGGACGACUAUGGUGUUAUCAUUAUCGGAUUUGGAGGUAGAAAAUAUUGAAGGUGGGGAAAUAGUUCUUUUAUCUCUUUUGAUUGUGGUUUAUUUGCAAGUUUCGGUUUUGACAGUGGAGCAAAGUUGGUCGUCCUGAUUAAAAAGGGGAAGUAAAACCAGGACAGACCAGUUUUGAUCCAUUUAUGAUUAGUAAUGAGACAUGACGAUAUAUUUCUACUUGGGAAUAAAAAAUCGAACAGCUUUGGCUUAUUUUGUUCACCUCUUUUUAUGUCAAUAUCAUUGAUCAACAUUGUAUACCAAAUAAGUAUAUGUUACAAGCCCUAAGAAAAUUUUCGUCUUACAGAAAGAAAAAAAAAACAAGCGUGGUUAAUUAUUUGGAUCUUCUCCAAAUGAGGACAAUGUCGGAUUAAAUGAAAAAAAAAAUAUGGCUCAAACUAAUUGUAUACCCGUUCGAUAGACAAGUUACACGCAAAACAAUUAUCUUCAGAACUCGUGCUCGUUAUCCAAAACGCCACCUUAGUUGGACCGAUCGUGUAUGUAGUUAUCACGUAAAACUGAAAACAACAUAUCUACUCUAUACUAAAAGGAACAAAUAGAGUGUUUUAAGCCUGUCCACGUCGGAUGGGAAAUUCUAGCCAAUCAGAUUGCAGGUUUGAUCCACAUCAUUACGAAUUGAUAUGGUUUGGGCUUUUGUUGUUUAUUUUUUAAAUUGUAGAGUAAAAAAUGGGCCUAAACCCUAAGUCCCACCGUUUGUCAGAGACCACGAACAGACUGCCCACAACACGAAAAGUUCGAACAUGAAACGAUUGUAAUUAAGAUUCUCCAUUAAUUUCUAUACCAACCCCUUCCUCUACGUUACAUUUAAUUUUUUCUUUUUCUACCUAAAAAAACUUCAGAGAUAUAUACACUAUAAAUAAUGAGGAUGCUGUGAUCAAAUCUCUUCCAUUCAAUUAACCUGCAACAAUGUUGACCUCUUAUCUCCUCUCCUGCUGUCAGAUUUGAAGUCCGGUUGUUCUCCGCAGGCAGACGGUGGUCAUGCUCUUGAUUAAUGAAAAAUUCAUCAAUAGCUAUUUGCUUCACCUAAUCGACAUUACAUACGGAGCUCUUUAGGUUUUGUUGAUAUGAAUAAUUGAUGGUGUCUCCACGAUUAAUUGGGCCAUUUGUAAGGCUAUUGAUCUGUUGGAAAUGCUAAAGAGAGAAGAGGAAAUGCUUUCUGCAAUCAAGGAAAAACAGUUGAAGGGGCUCUUGAUGAUCGCACAUAGAAAGCUGAAUCUGGCGCACAUAUUUUUCGAAUGUUCAACAUGGAUGACCAAUGUUUUUCUUCAAGAUGUAAUCAAAGAAAUCAAUAAAGACAAUUUAAAGAUUUGCCUCUUGACAUGUAUUUCACUGAUGUUUGUCUUUUCGAGCUGUUAUGGUUACCCAAAAUGCAGGAUGGAUGUUUGAGUAUGGAGAAUAUGUUGCGAUGAUGUAAAAGGGAAAUGCUGGUGUCAAGAGACAUGAAUGAGAAAUAGCCUAAACAUCAACAUGAGAAAUGUGUAGGCACAUACACAAUACCCACAUCAGCGUCUUUGGAACAUUUACCGUUGUGGCUGCUAAUGUUUGUAAUCUUGAACUACAGAGAAGGCUGCAAGUGAAACAGGAUUCAGUGAUUCAUAGGUGCAAGAAGGCAGUUGAAUCUUUAGAAGGUUUAAGUUUAAAAUGUAAAAGAAAAACCAAUGUCUCAUCAUCAUUAGUUGUGAGGACUAUUUCAAAUGUCUCUGUUUUAUUUGUAACAACAGUUACAAGUUUGGUAAGUUUUGUUUAAUCUUCAUUCUUCAAAUCUUUGACCUU